Manihot esculenta (cassava) is the source of this 1932-nucleotide messenger RNA. RefSeq lists its product as uncharacterized. Lineage: Eukaryota; Viridiplantae; Streptophyta; Magnoliopsida; Malpighiales; Euphorbiaceae. The record is from RefSeq and is a predicted model, not a curated record. The transcript has 5 exons. The coding region runs from base 544 to 1656 and encodes 370 amino acids.
GCCCAAAAAUCUAAAUAUUUUCAAAACGCGGGUCAGGACCCGCAUUCGCCUGGUUCCCGCCUCUGCAAAAUUUGGAACUGAAAUUUUACUCUUCCCUGUUCCGCAAAUCCAGACUAAACUACGAUCACUUGGCAGGUUUUGGAAAUUGGCAUUCUCGGCACUGGAUGCAAAGAUCUUGGUUGAAUUGAAUCAUUCACUUGCUUAUCACCCUUUCCGAAUCAAGCUACUUGUCACUAGGCUAUGAAAACCUUGUUUAAACGCCCGUGGAGUGCUCGUAAAACCGUCGCAGUCGACGAAUUACAGUUACGAACGAUAGGGAAGUGAUACCCCUUUUGAGGGUAUGCGCCGGUGGUCUCUGGAAUUGAGGGAUACUCUUUUUCUGUAAGGUUUGAGGAUCAGCGGUGCGAUCAAAAUUUUAUUUUAUCUUGUUUUAUUUUUGUCGAGGUUGUCUAAUUGGGAAGUGGGUUUUUCUUUUUGGUGAAUUGGGGUUGUAGUCUUUAUGUUGUGAAGUUGAUUGCGCUUAUAGGCUGUGCUGUUAGACGAAUGAUGGGUGGAGAUAAUUUCACUGAAGGUGUUUCCAAAAUGCGCGCUGUUUUGGGAGAUAUGACCAAUCGUCCAUUAAAAAGAGAGUUUUCAUCCAUUUCUAAUGAUUUGCGGCUUAAAUCUGGUGAUGAGUAUGGUAAUAGAUUGGUCACUGAAGAUGGGGAUUCACGUUCUCCAAAACAACUGUGUUUAGGAGUUGAAAAGUUGGUCAAAGGGAAAUGUAAAACCAAAUUUGUAGUUGAAAAUAGCAAUGAGAAAGGUUUGUUUCUCAUGGAAGAUAAGCAACCUAGCGAUUCAUCACCUGCUGAUAGUGUAAUUGAUACGUCGCAGGAGAAUAAUGUUUCCAUAAUCUCACAUGUACCUAAUGAAAAAAAAGAAACAUCUCCAUUAUUAGAUGUCAGCGUCAAUGUUCUUAGGAGUGGAACAAUGGCACACAGUGUUGGGGAAGGUGUGGAUGCAUCGAGAGAUAGUAGUGCAUCUACUGGUUCAAUGCCCACAAACUCGUGGUCUUGCAAGAAAUAUAGUGAUGAUGAAGGGGGGCUCACUUCUGAUGUUAAGCAAAGCAAUCCGGAAGGUCAUGUUGGUACAGGUGUUGACAAGGUUCUUGGUGUUGGCAUGUUACCCACUACUAAAUACGGGUCUGUUGAGUGGUCAAGGUUGCCCAUGUCACAGGGCUCCAAAUCAUUUGAGUUGAAAAGGUGCACGGCCCUUAAAGAUGAUGGUUAUGCUAAUUUGAGUGCAGGUGCUGAUUUGAUGAAAGCUUGUUCUUGCUCUUUUUGUUUGAAAGCUGCUUACAUUUGGUCAGACCUCCAUUACCAGGAUAUCAAAGGAAGAACAGCUGCAUUAAAGAAGAGUCAGAAAGAAGCAAGCAUCUUGGUUAAUAAAUAUGCCAGGGGAAAGCAGACUGACCUUCCUGGCCAAGGGAACUCCAAUAAAUCCUCAAAAUUAGAGUCUGACCUCACGGCUCAGUGGAGGUCUCUCUUUCAUCGCAUGGAGGAUAUAUUUGCUCAUGAAAGCAACCAACUUCAAGCCAGCUUUGUUGCACUGAAAGAUUUGAGAGAAAAUUGCAAGAUGGAUUUAGAGAGGGCCACUGGGAUGCCUUCUGACAAAUGAGUGAUAUUUGUUCCUUCGAUGAUUGUAAGACGUUCUUGGCACUCCAGUUCUAGAAACUUAUGCGUUACUGCAGAUGCACCAGUAGUGCACACAUGUGCCAUGGCUUUGUUGUUUAGAGUUCUUUGCAGUUCUAUUAUUGUUAAAGUAUCUGUUACCUUGCAUCCAUUGUAAUGCCUGUUGUUUUAGUAUUAUCUGCAUUAGCAAGAACUUCCAUUAUGGAAAGUUUGAAAGUUGUGGUUUUUAUCCACUUGGUUGAUUAUAUUAUCCUUCUCGACA